CUAUUUUGAAUGGCGUGACAAUGAAAACCAGCAAUAGACACAGACAAAAUUCUAGGGAGAAUCCGCUGAGCGACGUGAGUGCAGGCGCACGGUUCUGUCACGUUGCACGAAGAUCUACUGAAGACAAGAAAGACAGGAGAGAGGAGGAAAUUAUUUGGCGAAUUUCAUAUCCAGAAUAUUGUGAACUGAGCUCGCUUGUUAUGGCUUACUUAGGUCGCUGUUUUAUUACUGUACUUGCUCUGAAAUAUUGUCAAGCAGGUAUGUUUGUGAUGCUUCCCUCGAUUGGCAAGAGUCAUUUUCUUUUGUUUACAAGACUCUCUGAGGAAUUAAUACGAAGAGGUCACGAGGUUCAGAUUGUGGUCGGAGAUACAGAGAGCUACGUGACAAGUCAUCAGAACGUAAGAAUUUAUAAGACACCUCAGCUGCUCUAUCAAAUCAUGCUUACUCGGCGAGGGCCGAAGAAAGGUCUUGAUGUAGUAACAGAGACAGCAAGCACUUCCAAACUAAUGGCCAUGUACUGUGAAGGGAUACUGAAUGAUGAAGAACUUACAACUGACAUACAACACGCUGAUGUCGUUAUCGGUGAUGGCUUGUACAUAUGCUCGUCUCUGAUUGCCAGCAAAUUCUCCUUACUACAUAUUGUUGUUGUCUCAAGUACUCUCAGUCUUCCAGCCAUGCUUGCAUUUGGUGUCCCACUAACCCCUUCUUACGUACCUCAGUUCAAGUCGACUUUUGCAGAUGAUCUUUCUUUCGUAGAGCGAUUGCAAAACAUUUAUUACUGGAUUCUUGUCCACUGGGCUUUUAAUUAUGGUAUGGUGCCUCCUUUUCAUGAUCUUAAGAAGCGCUACAAUAUUACACCACAGGAAACUGUUUAUGAGACUCUUGGAAGAGUUGAUUUAAUCAUCUCACAAAAGCCCUUUAUUCUGGAGUAUCCAAGGCCUCUUUUUCCAAACACUAAAGUCGUUGGUCCUCUUCUAGCAGCUCCCGCUAAACCAUUACAGGAAGAUUUGGAGGAGUUCAUACAGAAGUCUGGGAACGAAGGCGUGAUUCUGGUAUCGUUUGGUACCGUUAUGGGAAAUAUAAACGAGAAUAUGUCGACGUUACUGGUGAAUGCUUUCUCGAGAGUUUCACAAAGAAUAAUUUGGAAACUUGUUAGAGAGAGCACAAAGGUUGAAUUAAGCAACAACAUCAAAGUGGCAUCAUGGCUGCCUCAAAACGACAUCCUUGGUCACAAUAAAACAAAGCUGUUCAUAAAUCAUGGUGGUGGUCAUGGAUUAAUGGAAGCGGCGUAUCACGGCGUCCCUAUGAUUUGCGCACCUUUCUUUGGAGAUCAGUACGACAAUGCCUACAUAGCUAAACGGAAAGGAUUCGCUGAGGUCGUGAAUUUAGACACGAUCACAGCAGAUGAGUUGGUAGACAUCAUCAACAGAGUCAUAUCAAACCAGAGUUAUCGCGAGUCCGCAGUCAGACUGUCCAAGUUCGUCAAACUUUUGCCUCGCUCUCCUGUUCAAGAAGCCGUUGACUGGAUCGAAUACACGCACGCUGUGAAUGGAUUACCACACCUGCGCCCGCGGUGUCUGGACUUACCGUUCUACAAGCUCUACUUGCUGGAUGUGCUGUUAGUGGCAAUUAUAAUGUGUGCAAUUUUGUGGUUUAGUUUAAAGUAUCUUUGUUCACGAUGGCUUGAAAUGAAAAGAAACUGGUUUACUGACAAAGACAAGAAACUCUAAAAAAAACAGUACUGUAACUGUACUGUAAUUCGUAAAUUGGGAUUGUUUAGAAUGAGAACGUUUGUGAUCAGUCCAUGAUCGUCGAAAGGAGGCGCGGUGGUCUCAUGGUUAGUCUCCAGCGCUCUAAUCCGGAUUGAGUGGUCCUCGCCGAGGACAUAGUGUUGUGUUCUUAGGAAAGACACACUAAUUAAUCUCACAGUGCCUCUCUCCACCCAGGUGUACACGUGGGUACCAGCAAAAUUAAUGUUGGGGG
Orbicella faveolata is the source of this 1983-nucleotide messenger RNA. RefSeq names its product UDP-glucuronosyltransferase 2C1-like. Lineage: Eukaryota; Metazoa; Cnidaria; Anthozoa; Scleractinia; Merulinidae. Gene Ontology annotation, molecular function: UDP-glycosyltransferase activity. The record is from RefSeq and is a predicted model, not a curated record.